Strongylus vulgaris is the source of this 275-nucleotide messenger RNA. Lineage: Eukaryota; Metazoa; Nematoda; Chromadorea; Rhabditida; Strongylidae. The record is from the annotation of a GenBank genome assembly.
AUGAGUUUGAUGUUUAGAGCAGAAGGAAAGGAUUUACGCCUUGAACGAGAACAGGCCGCCUUUCGAGGAACGCCGCGUUAUGCAAGCAUCGCAGCACUGAGUAUGAAAGAGCAGUCUCGCAAAGAUGAUUUGGAGUCGUGGUGGUAUAUGAUAGUCGAACUGAUGGUUGGGCAUUUACCUUGGCAAGAUGUGCAGCGAAAUCACUUAGAAGAAUUCAAGACGAUGAAGAAGAAUGUUCGACAGCCAAAGAACCUCAAAAUAGUAAGUAAUUAAGC